Molecule: messenger RNA, 4421 nt
Organism: Liolophura sinensis
Lineage: Eukaryota; Metazoa; Mollusca; Polyplacophora; Chitonida; Chitonidae
Exons: 4
Coding region: 101-3412 (1103 amino acids)
Source: RefSeq, a predicted model, not a curated record
UUGUGGAAGUUGCGCCCCUUUAAAAUACCUCCAAAUCUGUCGUUCCCCUCCAGUAUGGCGACUGUGGAUAUGGCAUCUCCCUGUGCACCUGUCUGGGGUAAUGGACGGAGGGAAAGAGGUUCCACUAGGCGAGCGUGCAGAGGGACGAGAUCAUACAAGACAUAAAAGGGUUUCUCGGUCAAGAUCUCCAAGAGGCUGGCAACUUAGCAAUGAUGCCAGGAGGCGUAGGUCCAGAUCAAGGUCCCCUGAUCAGUACUAUGCGAAAAGACGAAGGAUUAACCAUUUUGAACCUUACGGAGGCAGGCCAAGGUCACCUGAGCGGUUUGGGAGGCCUGAGUUUGGGCCAAUGUUUGACCAUCCACCCCCAUCAUUCAGUCAUCCAGUGUCUGAUCAUCCCGUUGGCCUUGGACCAUUCCCACCAUUUAAACGCCCUCUCUCACCAUAUACUCAUGCUUCAUAUGAAGAUCCUUCAUUUGAUCUGAUGUGUAACAGAAUGCCAUUUGAAUGCUCACCAAUUGAUCGGUCUUACUGUCGUUCUUCAUACGAUAGACUGCCACCUGACUGCUCCCAGUUUGAUCAUCCUUCAAGAGAGCGACUAGGUUUUGAGCGACCACCAUUCAUUCAUCCUUCUGUAGAUCGUCAUCCCUAUGACCGUUCCCUGAACUCCAGGUCCCAUCAGUCAUCACCUGCUCAACUGAGAGAUCCCCAGUCAACUAUUCCCAACAGAAAUUCAGAUUCCAUGAACAGGAGGUGGCAGGGAGAACCUGCUAGGUACAGUAGUCCCAAUUUUCCAGAAGGCACGAACACAGUCAGCGAGGCAGAUUUCGCAGAUGAAAUAUCCUUGCUUCGUGCUGAUGGUAUGGAUGUAGAAAACGGGAAUCGCACUACUGGGCAGAAUAUGUCUCAACGAAACAAGGACACCUACAAUGCAGGGAACUGGUCAGGACAAAUAGGGUCAACUGUGAAUAGAGGACGGUUUUGUGGACGUGGCAAUCCUGCCAAUGUCCGUGUAUUUGGUAGAGGAAACCGAGGCAGAGGGGUAACUGGGGGGGCCACUGGCAACACUGGAAGAGGCAGAGGUCAUGGUGCAAUCAAUCAUACAGGACGUGGAGGCAUUAACCGCUCAUCAAGCACAGCACAAAGUAAUGGCAGUAGUGGAAAUAAAGUGACUGCACGGGGAAGAGGAAGACCUGCUCCCCAAUUCCAACCUUCCCAAAACAAAGUUCAUAGUUUGGCCAACAUAAAGCAGCCAGAUGCAGCAAAUAUGUCAUUAGCAGAAAAGCUGCACAGAUUUGGACUGUUCCUGAGAAAUGAAACUUUAAAGGAAAACUCAAUUCAGACAGUAGAGAAUGCAUUGACAGCUUGCAAACUGAAUCUGAGAUCACAUUAUGAAGCCUGUGAACUGUUAAAAUAUGCUGGGCGUCCAAUGUUCACAGGGUGCUUAUACAUAGGUGGACAGUUCAUCAUCAGAGCUGUAGGUGCCACUAAGAAGGAACUAAAACAUGAUGUAUACUCUCAAGCUCUGAGCAUCCUGACCACAAAUUCUGUGGUAGAUAUCCUAGGGAAACGUGAUCAGGGUUUAGGGGUCAUUAGAGAAGAGCUCCUGGAAUCUCUUAAAUCCACCCAGCAAGAAAAUAUGGCAUUAGGAACCAAAGACUCUGAAUUACUUUCCUCAGAUCCAGCAGAUAGUCACAACUCCAGUUUGAAAAAUGCCCUGUUACCUCUUGUUCAUUUAAUGAAAACAAAACCGGUUUCAGCAGAUAACAAAAUAUCCAUACUGGAACAAUCUAUAUCAAUGUCCCAUUGUACCUUCAAAUCAAACUUUACCUGUGAGGAGGGUAAACUGCUUAAUGGGAAAAGAACAUUCAGGGUUCUUCUGUGUUUGGGCAACAUUCUGAUUUCUGAAGGUCGUGGAAUGAAGAAGAAAGAUGCCAAACAUGCGGCCUAUGCUAAUGCAGUAACUGCUCUGACAACAAGAAGCUUGGACGACCUGGUGACCGGUGAGAAUGUGGAAGGCAGUUCAGCUGAAGAGUGGACCCAGCUCGAUCAAACACAAGGUGCAGAGUCCACUUCCCAUAAGGCUUCAAAGAAGAACAUAAAGGAUGUGCAACUUAACUUGUCAGAAGGCUUCAGUCUAGAAAAGCAGUUCACUAAGCUGGUGGAUGGACUAAAGGAUUCCUCCUUCAAGAUGAACAAUGUUAACAGUAUUGACUGCUUAGCUGUGCAGCUGGCGUUGUCCCCUGUUUGUUAUUACAGAAAAGUAGAGAUCAUCGAAGACGUUUCAACUCUUAUAGCUUGUGACCUCUAUAUAAACAACAUUUUUCUAGGAACUGGUGAAUCCAACACAAAAAAAGAUGCCCAAAUUGAGGCCUAUCACAAGGCGUGGGAACUGUUGACCACAACAUCACCUACAAUACUGCUGACUGAGCAGCCUAAGAAGCUUGCAUCUGAUCCACCAGACCCAAGUGUCUUUGAUAAGGUGGUGAAAGGAUCUGGCAAGUAUGGGGACUCCAACUUGGAGAGACUGAAUCGGCUGAAGAUUGAUGUGUACAAAGAUUGGAAAAGAGUGAAAGAUCUUGUCAUCAUGGAACAUUCGGACUGGGUGGCAGAUCGAGAAAGGCAUGCUUUUUGCAUUUUGAACCAAAGUGCAACCUUCAGUGGGCUCCUUAUGGAGUGGGCAUUCACAGGAAUGCAAGGAGGUGUCUAUGAGUGUUCCAUAAAUAUUCAGAAUGAGCAAGUGGGCUAUGGAAAGGCCUCCACUAAACAAGCAGCCAGGGGUCAGGCAAGCCAAAUGGCCAUGAACAGAUUCUACAGAACUCAGCCAGUCGUUCAGGUGGUGCGUAGGGAUGAAUCAAAAUUGUGGUUGUCUUGGGAAGACUUUAAGGCACAGGCAGAGAGGUGGGAGCCCCCAGAGGGUUACAUGGAAGGAAUUCCACUGAACAAUUCUACUUCAUCAGAUGCAGCAUCCUCACUUAAUGCGAGACUGAUUAAAUAUGGAACAUUCCUAAUGGAGCAGCAAUUAAAGCAGGACAACCUGGAAGACGUCAUCUUUGGACCAGGAAUUCCAGGUCCUGAAUACAGAGCCCUAACUCAUCAGGCUCUGCGUCUUCACAUGAAAGUUGACAGCAACCAUAGCUCAGCAGAGGCUUAUGCUGUGAUAUCCAGGAAGAUGCCCCCUGAUGAACUGAUGUCGUGCUUGAGGCGAAAUGGCGGUAGAAGUGGAAAGUACCUCUUGCUGUCAGAGAAAGAUAGGCCUACCUUGGUUGUGACUAGAACCACAACUGAUCAACCAGGUACAUCAACAGAGACUGAAAAUGGUGACGAGAACCCUUCAGUCACAGAAGUUGUGGAAGAGGACGCCAAUGAACAAGAUGAAAACUCAGAAGAGCAAUUGGAUGAUGAAGCAGUCUGAUUCUGUCUACCAAGCCUUGGCUCCUUCCUCCUCCCCCCCCCCCCCCCGAGAUGUAUUUGGACCAGAGUGACUGGUUAACAUUGGAUUCAUUCAGGGCUUUGGCAGCUCCAGUUGAGUGAACAGUGGACUGGAAAUUUAAGUGAUGUAAAAAUCUUACUUUAGUGUGGCUUUAAAGGACCAAAAAUAUUGCUGAUUUCCAGUGUAUCCAACGUUCUGUUGUCAGAGGGUUACAAAAAGCACCGAUAGAUUUGAGGAAACCUGUUUAAUUUUUUUUUUAUGCAGAAAUGCAACAUUUUAAAGCUUUCAGAUUUCAUUUUAAGAUAUUUGUAUAUUCACAUUUGUUUUAAUUUUUAGGGCCCUCUGUGCUCAUGCAAUGCUCUACUUUUAACUUGUUGGGUUGUGACCCUCUGUACAAAAGGUUGACCUUUGUGAAAAAAAAUUCUUCUAAUUUUGUUGAAAACUAGUCACAUUACUGGAUGCAUUGCCAACAGUAUUCCAAAGCAAUCCAUAUCUCAGAUCUGCAUGUGUAUGUAUAUGAGAAUAUUUCAUUGGCAGUAAAUUUUUGAACUGGAGAAGUGAGCUUUCUCUUGUAUAUUGUCAUACAAAGUUUGUAUGGUAAGAGGCUUCAGAAAUCCAUUUGCUUUCAUUCUGAAAAACAUGUAGGCCUAUGGAAUGCUUGGGAACUCUUGAUAAUGCAUUUAGUUCCAUGGCAGCUCUGCUUUGCAAGGCAACAUUAUGGUGGAAAGAAUAUUUGAAGUAGGCGAGCUGUUUGAAAUUGCAGUGUUAUCUUUUUAUUCUGGACUCUAAAUUUGUACAUGUAUUUAAACGUAUAGAACUACAGAACUACAUAUGUAGUUACUGGAAUAUCUUGAUACGGCUUCAAAUGGGCAACUUAAUUCUGCUUAAGGGUAUGCAAGUUUUGGCACUCAUGAUGCAGAAGGUUGGGUGUACAUGUAUCCACACUAAAUGAGUCUACAUUUAAGCUAAAUAAUAAAGAGUUUUUAACAUA